AUGUCAUCAGCCGAACCUGAAAGUGACUCGGAGCUGCUCGACUCCUGGGCUGGCAGUGCGGUCUUUGACGAGGACCCUUCCUUAUCUCGUCGAGCAACAUCAUCUCGAUCACCGCCCUCUACCACUUCACGAGUCUCGGCAUUCUUCACAGCUGGCAGGCGAGCUGUGUCCAACAGCAUCAGCGCGACGGGGGCUCUGAUAAAGGGGCUGUCGGAAUCGCUGCCGGAAGCUCUGGCUGGACCGGAACCAGCGACUCCUGAGGUUGAAGAAAUCCUACUUCACUUACGUCAGCUCCUCGCGGAGUUGCUGUUGGACAUGUCCGGCUCGGCUGAUGCGUCCUCUGUCACCGUUGGAAUUCUCUCGGAUAUUCGCGUGAAAAAGUGUCUGGACGAAGCCGUACUAGCAACAACUUUUCUGGACGAGUUAGCUGACGCGCUGUUGGAUAUUUGGUAUGUCUCACGAUUCGACGAUGGAGUUUUGAGUAGCUGGAGCCCUGUAUCACAGACAGCGUGGUUGCAACAGUUGUUGAAAGUCACUGUUGGUGCUGAUAUCAACAACUCUAGCGUCAUCAACGUUCGCCUCGCCAUACAUUUGCUAAUUUCAGCAGUUUAUCAACUGGGAAUGGCGAUUAUGGCCGAGCUGGAGGCUAGCACUUUUGACAGGUGGAGAAGCUCGAUGGUGACUCUGCUGGAGCGCGUGGAGAAUCUAGACAGGUACCGCAUUAUUAGGCGAAAAAUGGCUAAUUCCUGUGGUGAUAAGGCAGCUGGGAGUAUCUUCUUCUCCCAGCUGGCAUUCAUUGAGUAUUACGAUGACUCUGUCUCGGAAGCGGAGGAAAAGCCGAAGAUUUUCAAACUGGAUGUUAAUUGGAAAGAAGGAGAUUUGAUCUCGCGAGAUCGAGCCUCGAGGAGGUCUACUUUGAUACCAUCGGUGGGCGACGCUGAACUGGAAACGCAAACUAGAGCGGGUAGAGCGAACAUAUAUUCCUCCAACACUGACAAGUAA
Perkinsus marinus ATCC 50983 is the source of this 1002-nucleotide messenger RNA. RefSeq lists its product as hypothetical. The coding region runs from base 1 to 1002 and encodes 333 amino acids. The transcript is spliced from 10 exons. NCBI's taxonomy places the organism in Eukaryota, Perkinsozoa, Perkinsida, Perkinsidae. The record is from RefSeq and is a predicted model, not a curated record.